Miscanthus lutarioriparius is the source of this 414-nucleotide messenger RNA. Lineage: Eukaryota; Viridiplantae; Streptophyta; Magnoliopsida; Poales; Poaceae. The record is from the annotation of a GenBank genome assembly.
AUGGAGGUUAACCCUGCCCUCAGUGCUGCUGCUCCGGACGGUGAUGCCGACGCGGCAAAAGCGAAUUCCUCCGACGACACCAUUUGUGAUGCAGUGCAGAGGAGGUCGCCGGCGCUGAUGGCACAUCUGGAAUCGAGAGGUGGAGGAGCUGCGCGCAGAGAGGAGGUACCCGACGCUGGCGGCGCCUCUGGAGUUGAGGCAGAGGAGUUCGUCGGCGGUGGUGACGCGUCUGGAGUUAGGCGGAAAAGCUCAGCGCAGAGGAGGUCGUCGGCGGUGGUCACGCGUCUGGAGGUCGGCGGCGGCGGAGCGUUUGGAAUCGAGCGGAGAAAAAAUCAGCAGCGGCGCCGGUUGCAGAUGAGUCCUGAGCGUCUGGGGCUGAUUAGCCAGGCUGGAGCGUACGACCACAAUUGCUAG